Messenger RNA from Candoia aspera, 1742 nucleotides. RefSeq names its product b(0,+)-type amino acid transporter 1-like. The transcript is spliced from 6 exons. The record is from RefSeq and is a predicted model, not a curated record. Gene Ontology annotation, biological process: amino acid transmembrane transport. The coding region runs from base 195 to 1595 and encodes 466 amino acids. Gene Ontology annotation, molecular function: L-amino acid transmembrane transporter activity. Gene Ontology annotation, cellular component: membrane. Lineage: Eukaryota; Metazoa; Chordata; Lepidosauria; Squamata; Candoiidae.
ACUUCAUGUAUACCAACCAGACAUGGGAAGACACUCAGUACCUGCAAUCAUUAACUUAACUCUAAGCGUGAAGUCUAAUUUAUUCCUGGCAAUUGACAGAACUGCCCCAUUUUGCUGGAGAAACAAGCGUUGCAAGUCCUACCACGGGGAAAAGCAGAAGCAACCUUUGAAGCUCAGGUGCUCAGCCGAGUGAGAUGGCAGAGAAUCUGACAUUGAAGCGAGAAAUUGGCUUGACCAGUGCUAUUUCACUUGUAGCUGGAACUAUGAUUGGAUCAGGUAUUUUUAUGUCCCCGGAGUGGGUACUGCAUAACAUCGGGAGCCCCGGCGGCAGUCUCCUUAUAUGGGGAGCCUGUGGCUUGGUAGUCAUCUUUGGAGCUCUGUCCUAUGCUGAAUUGGGAAUUUUAAUCAAAGAAUCUGGGGGUGACUACAUUUACAUCCUGAGGACUUUUGGGUCCCUCCCAGCUUUUCUCUUUGCCUUCACCUCAACCAUUGUGGUGAGGCCUGCUGGGGUGGCAGCUGUCUCACUGAGCUUUGCAGAAUACGCUAUCGUGCCAUUUUAUUCUGGGUGCUCCCCCCCACAGGCCAUGAUCAAAUGCGCUGCCAUAAGCUGCAUCCUCUUCCUGACUUUGGUCAACUGCCUCAGUGUCAGGCUAGCGACGUCUCUGAUGAACAUAUUUACAGCUGCCAAGCUCUUGGCGCUUCUGGUCAUUGCAGUGGGAGGACUGGUGCUGCUUGCUCAGGGGCAAACCCAGAGUUUCCAAGAUGCCUUUCAAAACACCAGGGCAGAGGCCGGAGCUAUUGGAAUUGCAUUUUAUCAAGGUCUCUGGUCUUUCGAUGGAUGGAACGUCUUGAACUCGGUGACUGAAGAAAUUAAAAAACCUGAAGUGAAUCUACCAAGGGCAUUGAUGAUUGCUAUUCCUCUGGUGACCUGCUUUUAUUUGCUAGUAAAUGUGAGCUAUUUUGCAGCCAUGACUCCUGUUGAGUUUUUGACUUCCGGUGCAGUUGCCAUUACCUGGGGAAAUAAAGUCCUGGGCAACUGGGUAUGGCUGAUGUCACUGGCAGUUGCCCUUUCUUGCUUUGGAUCAGUUAACGGAACGUUCUUCUGUGGAAGCCGUGUGUGCUAUAUUGCUGCAAGAGAAGGCCAUAUGCCAGACUUCCUUUCUAUGGUUCAUGUACGCUACUUUACACCUUUUCCUGCUUUGAUAUUUACUUCCGUGGUGUCGAUAAUAAUGGUAAUACCGGGAAGUUUCAGUGAGAUAGUGAACCUUUUCAGUUUUACAGCUUGGAUUUUCAAUGGGAUAAGUGUCACAAGUCUCCUGUAUUUAAAGAUGAAGAAACCAGAACUGCCAAGAUCUUACAAGGUACCAGUCAUCAUACCGAUCAUUUUUCUGAUGAUAUCAAUCUACCUUGUGCUGACACCCAUCAUUGACCAGCCACAGAUCGAGUUCUUUUAUGUUAUACUAUUCAUUCUCAGUGGUAUCGUAUUUUACUUCCCCUUGGUUCAUUACAAGUGUUGCCCUGCAUGCAUACGAAAAUUAAAUUUUUAUAUGCAGCUGUUACUGGAAGUUGCGGCAACUGAAAAGGGCAUGAAUUAAUAUUCAUAAGAUCGCUUUGGCAAAUGUUCUAAUCAUCUGUAUAGUUCUGAUCUGCACCAUUUUGGUAUAGAAAUGAGGGUACAGUUUUUCCUGCUUAUAUUUCAGAAACAUUUUGAAAGUGGAUCACAAUUGUUCCUGCCUCUAUCC